This is a messenger RNA of Ipomoea nil (Japanese morning glory), 1587 nucleotides long. RefSeq names its product serine/threonine-protein kinase CDL1. Bases 197 to 1507 code for a protein of 436 amino acids. Gene Ontology annotation, molecular function: protein kinase activity; ATP binding. The record is from RefSeq and is a predicted model, not a curated record. Gene Ontology annotation, biological process: protein phosphorylation. NCBI's taxonomy places the organism in Eukaryota, Viridiplantae, Streptophyta, Magnoliopsida, Solanales, Convolvulaceae. The transcript has 6 exons.
AUGACCUUAAAGGAAGGGAACUGAUCACUCUCAUGUGGCUAUAGAGACAAUGUCCUGAUCUCCCAGCAACCCAUCCAAAAUUUAAAGAUAAAAUCAAACUCCAAAAAAUCUCACACACUAUAUUAAACUGCACCCUCCAUUCUCAUCCACCCUCUCUAUCUAUCUCUACCUUUUUCCAUUAUUUCUUUCUCCGUUUAUGGAAACUAAUCGCAGCAGCACUGAAAUUCAUGCAACCUCACCAUUAUCAGCCCAUCACCACCGCCCCCAUACCCUCCACCGCCGCCAUGACAUUCUUUCUCCGACCACCAUUCUUCUCAUAGUCAUUCCCCUCAUCAUUAUCAUCCUCCUCGUUGCAAUUCUCCUCCUGGUUCUAAUGCUCCGCCGCCUGCAAUCAGCGAAAGGCGGCGGUGGCGGAAAUGGGGAGACUAAUGGCGUCGUUAACAACCGGAACUGCCUCUUCAUUUCCCAUAGCACCAUUAACAUCAAGUCCAGCCCAGGAGAUGGGAGUGGUGGGUGCCUAUAUGGAAGCAGUGUGGGACGUGAACCGCAGGCUAAAGUGAGAGGGAUACAAGUGUUCACAUACAAGGAGCUAGAGGCGGCUACUGAGAAGUUCAAGGAGGCAAAUGUUAUAGGAAAUGGAGGGUAUGGAGCGGUGUACAGAGGGGUCCUCAGAGAUGGGACUGUGGCUGCGAUUAAGGUGUUGCAGAGGGAAGGCAAGCAAUGGGAACGCGCUUUCCGCCAAGAGGUGGAUAUACUGAGCCGUUUACAGUCCCCAUAUCUGGUCCAACUUCUGGGCUACUGCGCGGAUCAACGCCACAGGCUGCUCAUCUUCGAGUACAUGCCCAACGCCUCAUUGCAGCAGCAUCUCCACCCGGCGGCCGCCGUGCUGAAUUGGGGCGUCCGGCUGAGGAUAGCGCUGGACUGUGCGAGGGCGCUGGAGUACCUGCACGACCACACUGCCCCCUCAGUCAUCCACCGCCACUUCAAGUGCACUAAUGUCCUUCUGGACCACAAUUUUAGGGCUAAGGUUUCUGAUUUUGGGCUUGCAAAGAUUGGUUCAGACAAGAUUGACGGUUUGAUUUCCACUCGCGUCUUGGGGACCACUGGAUACUUGGCCCCGGAGUAUGCUUCCACGGGAAAACUUACCACGAAGUCAGACGUCUACAGCUACGGCAUAGUCCUUCUAGAGCUCUUGACGGGACGCGUGCCAGUCGAUACAAGGCGGCCUCCUGGAGAACAUGUCCUUGUUUCCUGGGCACUUCCAAGACUUACAAACAGAGAGAAAGUAGUGGAAAUGGUUGAUCCAGCACUAAAAGGGCAAUACUCUCUCAAGGAUCUAAUCCAGGUAGCUGCUAUUGCUGCAAUGUGUGUACAAACCGAAGCGGAUUAUCGUCCCUUGAUGACAGAUGUUGUUCAGUCUUUAGUACCUCUUAUCAAGACUCAAUCUUCUUCCUGUCCUAAUUCAUUUAGAUACAAUAAUCAAAGCACAAAUGCCAGUCCACUCUAGUUUGGAUUUCAUGAUAACUCUGCUCUCAACAACUCAGGUAGUUCUGAAGAGAUUUAAUUUGACCAUCAAAAUGUUGUGCA